AUGUCUCCGGCAGCAGACUCUACUCCUCCAACGCCGGUCAAUGGCAAUGGAAACACCAAUUGGCAGGAUGACUAUAGCUUCCUGACCAGCCUCGAGGGUCUCCUCGGUGGCCCCGUCGGAGGUAGCACCAUCCCCGGUGCCUACCCCAUCACCAUUCCCGAUGGGUUUGAGCCUUUAACCCCUACAGACAACAAUGGCGGCAUCUCCAGCGCCCACGGCUUCUCGGGCGUUGCCGAUUGGAGAUUCGCCAACGGUCACACAAACGGCAACGGCACCACCGCCCAUACAACCUACCCCAGCGCGCCGUUCACCAACGGCGUCCGAGCUCCGCCAGCGGUCAACCCUCCCACCCCCGCUGCCGCCAACAGCACGACCACCAGCACCGGUCCCCACAAAGUCAUGCCCAUAGCCAUCAUCGGCAUGUCCUGCCGCCUCCCCGGCAGCAUCUCCAGCCCCGCCGAGUUCUGGGAACUCAUCGCUCGAGCCCGCGGCACCUGGUCCCCCAUCCCCGAGAACCGCUUCAACAUGGCGCCCUUCCAGCACCCCAACCCGGGCAAGGCCGGCACCCAUAACCCCGUGGGCGGGUGCUUCCUCAACACUGAUUUCAAGGCCUUCGACGCGCCGUUUUUCAGCUUGACCGAGAAGGAGGCCAUUUCGCUCGAUCCCCAGCAGAGGCUGCUUCUUGAGUGCUCGUUCGAGGCGCUUGAAAAUGCUGGCGUGCCGAAGCAGAAUAUUGUGGGCAAGGAUGUUGGUGUGUUCAUUGGUGGUUCGUUCCCGGAGUAUGAGUCGGCGUUAUUUAGAGAUACAGAUACCAUUCCCAUGCAUCAAGCGACCGGUUGUGCAUAUGCCAUGCAAUCAAACAGAAUUUCUCACUUCUUCGACCUCAGAGGUCCUAGUUUCACAACAGACACUGCAUGCUCCUCGAGUUUGGUCGCCCUCCACACUGCCUGCCAGAGCUUGAGGGCCGGCGAGUCUAGCAUGGCUUUGGUUGGUGGAUGCCAUCUUAACAUGCUCCCGGAGUUUUGGAUUUCAUUUUCAAAGUCUAGACUUUUCUCCGACCACGGUCGGUCAAUUUCUUUCGAUGCUAGAGGAACAGGUUUCGGCCGUGGUGAAGGCUGUGCCAUCCUCAUUCUCAAGCCUCUGGAUCAGGCUAUCAAAGACCGCGACUCCAUCAGAGCCGUCAUUGUCGGCAGCGGCAUCAACCAGGACGGAAAGACUCCGGGUAUCACUAUGCCCAAUGGGGAAGCCCAGGAGGCCCUCAUGAGGCAAGUCUACACCAACUCCGGCCUAGACCCUAACGACUGCGGCUACGUCGAAGCCCACGGAACCGGCACUAAAGUCGGCGACCCCAUCGAAGCCCGCGCCAUCCACAACGUUCUCGCCCAGAAGCGCUCGCCCCGCGACCCCCUCCUCAUCGGCUCCGUAAAGUCAAACAUUGGCCAUCUCGAGGGCGCCUCGGGCAUCGUGGCCGUGAUGAAGGCGGCGCUGAUGCUCGAGCGCGGCUUCAUCAUCCCCAAUCACGACUUCAAGAUUCCAAAUCCCAAGAUCCCUUUCGCCGAGUGGGGGAUCAAGGUCCCGCCGGGUCAGAGGCCCUGGCCCCGGAACAAGAAGUAUGUUAGCGUGAAUAACUUUGGAUUCGGUGGAACCAACGCCCACGUCGUGCUGGAGAGGGGCCCGUUCCUGGCUCAGAGGGGCCGAGACCGGUUGUUCGUCGAUAGCAAGCACGCGUUUUCCACAAACGGCCGGAAGCUCUUCAUCUUCUCUGCCAAUGACAAGGCUUCCCUGCAAAAGGUCACUAAGGAGCUAGUCAUCUACCUCGAGCAGCGGCCCGAGAUGUUCGAGUUGGACCUCAUGGCCAACGUGGCCUACACCAUCUGCCAGAGGCGCUCUAUUCUCCAGUGGCGCCUGGCCGUCCCCGCCUCCAACUCUUUCGAGCUGGUGGAGCAGCUCUCGAAGGAGCAGUUCACCCCCGGAAAGGAGACCGAGCCGCUUCGGAUCGGGUUCAUCUUCACCGGCCAGGGCGCUCAGUGGUGGGCCAUGGGUCGCGAGCUGUACUUCGACUACCCCGUCUUCCGGGACAGCCUUGACCGCGCCGAUACGUGCAUGACCUCCAUGGGUGCCAAUUGGUCCCUCAUCGAGGAGCUCGGAAAGGACGCUGCUACUUCUCAGGUUAACCAGGCACAUAUCAGCCAGCCAGCGUGCACAGCUAUCCAGCUUGCCUUGACCGACCUGCUCCGAUCUUGGGGUAUCGAGCCGUACGCGGUAGCCGGUCACUCCAGCGGAGAGAUCGCCGCCGCAUACGCCGCUGGUAUCUUGACCUUUGAUGCCUGCAUGACCAUCGCGUACCACCGAGGUCGCUUGAUCCCCGUCCUCAAGAGCAAGCACCCCGACCUCCGCGGCGCCAUGAUGGCCGUCGGCGGAAGCAAGGAGGAGUUUGCCCCGCUCCUCGCUGACCUCAAGACCGGGGAGGCGAGAAUCGCUUGCUUCAACAGCCCGUCGAGCUUGACCAUUUCCGGUGAUGAGCCCGCAAUUACCGAGUUGGAGAAGGUCGUCCAAGAGAAGGGCUUGUUCAACCGUCGCCUCCAGGUCGACGUUGCCUACCACUCUCACCACAUGAACCUCGUAGCCAAGGAAUAUCAGCAGGCGCUCCGCAACGUCGAGCGUCCUGUAUCCACAAAGGUCAAGUUCCACUCUUCUCUGCUCGGCAGGCUCGCCGAUGGCACUGAGCUGGAACCAAGCUACUGGGUCCAGAACUUGACCUGUUCUGUGCGUUUCGCCGAGGCUGUGGAUGACAUGGUCCAGCCCUUCGGCGAAUACAAGACCGGCGUCAACAUGCUCGUCGAACUCGGUCCACACUCCGCCCUUCAGGGCCCCGUAAAGCAGAUCCUUAAGGUCGCGGGCGCCAACGCCGCCAAAAUCCCUUACGCGUCUGCACUCGUGCGAAAGAGAGAUGCCGUGGAAACCGCUCUCGAGCUGGCGGCCAACGUCUGGAUGAAGGGCGCCACUCUGAAUUUCGAGGCCAUCAAUUUCCCCAAGCCUCCCGCAAAGCCACCUGUGCUGCUUACGGACCUGCCGCGCUAUCCCUGGAACUACCAGACGGAAUACUGGCACCGUUCGCGCAUGUGGGAGAAGCACGCCUCCCGAAGCGCCCCGCGAACCGAUAUUCUCGGGACUCUUGCCAACUACUCCAACGACCUGGAGCCCACCUGGAGGAACAUCGUUCGCUUGGAUGACCUUCCUUGGCUGCGUCAUCACCAGAUCCAAUCCCUCACCAUCUUCCCUCUGGCUGGAUACAUUACCAUGGCUUUGGAGGCCGCAACCCAAAGGGCUCAAGAGUCGGACAUCGCCUUCGACAAGUUUGAACUUCAAAAUGUCACUGUGUCCGCUCCCUUGGUACUUCCAGACGAAGAUGUGGAGAUGAAUAUCACCAUCCGGACCGUCGAGGAGAACGUCUGGGACGAGUUCCGCAUCUGCUCCUGGACCGCGAGCCAGGGCUGGAAGGACCACUGCAAGGGCCUCAUCGGUCUGCGGACCAAGGAAGUAAACAGCGUGAACGGUGACAAGUUGACCCAAGAUACCGAAGCAACUCUAAGGGCAUCGAUUGCCGAGAUUGAUGCUGCUGCCCAGAAGACCAUCGACACCACCAAGAUGUACGACAAUCUCUGGACGCUCGGUGUCGCCUACGGCCCGACCUUCCAAGGCAUCGAGAGCUGCAAGGCCGCAUCCGGGUACUCGUCCGGAACCCUCAAGGUCGCAGAUGUCGCCAAGGAGAUGCCCAACGGCCAUCUCGUCAGCCCCAUUAUCAACCCUUCCUUCUUGGAGUCCCUUAUCGAGAUGUACUGGCCCAUCCUCGCUUCGGAGACGUCAUCCGCUCUCGAUACCAUUUACUUGCCUUCUUCCAUCGGACGGAUGACUUUUUCGAAGGACGUGAUCCCGCUCAUCAAGGAACCUAACAGCACUCUCCAGGCGUACUGCCGUGGAAGCAUUUCUGCCUCCAAUCCCAAACCCGCCAAGGUUUCCAUGUUCGCAACCAUCGCCGAUGCGAAGGAACCUCUUAUUACCUUGGAAGAUCUGACGGUGGCCCCCAUCUUGGAUCGUAAAUCUCAAUCCAACGGAAACGCCGCGAGGGAACUUUGCUAUAAGAUGGAGUGGGAACCUAUCCUGAACCCCAUCCACCCCACGGAUGACUUCGAGAUGGUUGAGCCGCUAGAGUCCAAGCACACGACGGAGGACAUCGUCAUCAUCCACGGCGAUUCCGACCUCCAAAAGGACACCGCCGCGAAGCUUGCCGCGGACCUUGAAGAGGCCACCGGCAAGAGGCCCGAGCUCGGCACCCUCUUCGAGAACAAUGCCAGCGGGAAGAUUUGCAUCUUCCUCAACGAACUUGACCAGUCUGUCCUCACUACCGUCACUCCGGAGCAAUUCACCGCCAUACAGAAGAUUAUCACGUCCGUCCAGGGUAUUCUGUGGGUUAUCCGGGGCGCUCUCAGCGGGUGCGAGAACCCGGAUGCGAACAUGGUUGUCGGCAUGAGCCGCAGCAUCCGAUCUGAGACUCUCCUUCGCUUCGCAACUCUCGAUCUUGACUCCAAGACGAGGCUCUCCGAUGCCGACUCCUGCAAGGCUAUCCUCGAGGUUUUCAAGUCCGCGUUCGGGUGUCGCGCUAGUGCCAGUAGCGAGCUUGAGUUCAUGGAGCGUGGAGGUGCUUUCUUUACGCCUCGUAUUGUUAACGAUCCCGAGAUGAACGAGUUCGUUCACAGACAGACCAAAGAAGGUGUCCUUGAGCCGACCGCUUUCGGACAGGAAGGUCGUCCCUUGAAGAUGGUUGUCGGUGCAACCGGCGUCCUCGAGAGCCUCCAUUUUGUCGAUGACCAGAUGCGAAACUCCGAUCUCGCUGAAGACGAGAUCGAGAUUGAGGUCAAGGCCAUCGGCAUGAACCAUAGGGACGUCCUCGCCGUGACUGGCAAGCUUCCCAAUGAAGAGUUCGGGCAAGAGGCAAGCGGUAUCGUGACUGCCGUGGGAGCCGCCGUGACCGAUAUCCACAUCGGCGACCGCGUGGCCGCCCUAGCCAGUAACGCCCUUGCAAGUUACGCUCGCACCAAGUCUCAUCUCAUUCUCAAGAUACCUUCGGAGAUGACUUUCGAGUCCGCUGCCUCUCUCCCAGUCGCUUAUUGCACCGCGUACUACAGCGUCAUUGAGCUCGCCCGACUCUCCGAAGGUGAGAAGAUUCUCAUUCAUGCUGCAGCUGGAGCUGUCGGUCAGGCAGCCAUCGCGAUAGCGCAGAUGGUCGGCGCAGAAGUCUUCGCGACCGUCGGCUCGGCAGAGAAGAAAGAGCAUUUGAUCUCGAAAUUCGGCGUUCCGGAAAGCCACAUCUACUACAGUCGCGACGCCAGCUUCGUAGAUGCCCUCCGCCACCAGACCGGCAACAAGGGCGUCGAUGUUGUUCUGAAUAGUCUGCGCGGCCCAGUAGCGAGGGAAUCCUGGCGAUGCUUGGAUAAGUUCGGCCGCUACAUCGAGCUUGUCAAACAGGACGGUGCUAACACCGUCAACGUCGAGAUGACGCGCCUCCAAGAGAACAUCACCUUCGUCACCGUUGACAUGUUCUCCGUCAUCUCUGAAAGACCCAAGCUUAUCAAGAAGCUAGUGAGCGAAGUCAACAAACUCCUUCAAGAAGGAAAGGCUAAGACCCCGUCGCCGGCCAAUACAUUCUCCAUUUCUCAGACCGACGAAGCUUUCAAGACCCUUCAGGAGGGCAGCUUCUUCGGAAAGGUUGUUAUCGCUCCCAAGGCUGACGACACUGUCCAAGCUCCAGCCCAAAAGUUGAGCCAGCUCCUUCGGCCCGAUGCCACCUACGUCCUCAUCGGCGGUACUGGUGGAUUGGGUCGUGGCCUAGCAAAGUGGAUGAUCGGCCAAGGAGCCAAGAGCCUUGUCCUCGUUUCGCGCAGCGGAACCUCGACAGGAAAGGUUGCCGAACUGAUCGAAGACGCCAAGAAAGUUGGCGCGACCGUCACAGUCCGCGCUUGCAAUGUUGUUGACCGCGCUUCGGUCGACACGCUCCUGUCCACCGGUGUUGAGGGGCUCCCACCAGUACGGGGUGUCGUUCAUGGAUCCAUGGUUCUCCGCGAUGUCCUGUUCGAGAAGAUGACCCACGCGGAGUGGGUUGACGUCAUGGAAUCCAAGGUGCACGGCGCCUGGAACUUCCACCGUGCUCUAGCUAACCAACCUCUUGACUUCUUCAUUACCUUCUCCUCCGUUGCUGCGUCGGUAGGUAACAGAGGUCAAGCAGCGUAUGCUGCUGCCAACGCCUUCUUGAACGCAUUCGUGCAGUACAGGAGGGCUCUCGGUCUUGCAGCAUCCUCCAUCGACCCUACGGCAAUCUCGGACAUCGGAUACCUCGCAGAGAAUGCCGAGGCAGCCGCAGAAGUGGCCAAGAACUUGGGAAGUGACAUGAUCUGCGAAGCCGAGGUACUGGCCCUUGCCGGUGCCGCCAUUAACGGCCAGCUGGAGAAGGCAUGCAACAGCCAUGUUAUCACCGGCGUCCGCAUGACCCCAAGCAUGCAGCCGUUCUGGACGCAAGAUGCCAAGUUCAAGCACCUCCGGGAAGUCAUGGAGGCGCAAGCAGCCGCGGAGGCGACGGCUUCGUCGUCAACGGCCAUCUCCUAUAGCGCCGCGCUCAAGGCGGCCAAGACACCCGAGGAGAGGGAGGAGGUUGUCUGCAAGGGAUUGGUUUUCAAGAUUGCGUCUGUGCUGAUGAUGGAAGAGGAGGAGCUUGACAUUACGCGGUCGCUUUCUCACUACCCGCUUGAUUCCCUCGUCGCUAUCGAGAUUCGUAACUUUAUCACGAGGGAGUUCGAGGCCAACCUACAGGUCCUGGAACUGCUGUCGAGCGGGUCGAUUCAAACGCUGUCCAAGGGAGUUUGCGGGAAGAGCAAGUUGAUUGUCGUGUAA
This is a messenger RNA of Scedosporium apiospermum, 6945 nucleotides long. Its product is annotated as putative polyketide synthase protein. The transcript has 4 exons. Lineage: Eukaryota; Fungi; Ascomycota; Sordariomycetes; Microascales; Microascaceae. Bases 1 to 6945 code for a protein of 2314 amino acids. Gene Ontology annotation, molecular function: 3-oxoacyl-[acyl-carrier-protein] synthase activity; phosphopantetheine binding; fatty acid synthase activity. Gene Ontology annotation, biological process: secondary metabolite biosynthetic process; fatty acid biosynthetic process. The record is from RefSeq and is a predicted model, not a curated record.